This is a messenger RNA of Colossoma macropomum (tambaqui), 3601 nucleotides long. RefSeq names its product potassium voltage-gated channel, subfamily H (eag-related), member 5a (gene kcnh5a). Lineage: Eukaryota; Metazoa; Chordata; Actinopteri; Characiformes; Serrasalmidae. The coding region runs from base 1 to 3003 and encodes 1000 amino acids. The transcript is spliced from 14 exons. Gene Ontology annotation, cellular component: membrane. Gene Ontology annotation, biological process: potassium ion transmembrane transport; regulation of membrane potential. Gene Ontology annotation, molecular function: voltage-gated potassium channel activity. The record is from RefSeq and is a predicted model, not a curated record.
AUGCACGGCGGAAAGAGAGGCCUGGUGGCACCGCAGAACACCUUCCUGGAGAACAUCGUGCGGCGCUCGAGCGAGACCAGUUUCCUUUUGGGUAAUGCCCAGAUUGUGGAAUGGCCUAUAGUGUACAGUAAUGACGGAUUCUGCAAGCUGUCUGGCUACCACAGGGCUGAGGUCAUGCAGAAGAGCAGCACGUGCAGUUUCAUGUACGGUGAACUGACAGACAAGAAGACAAUAGACAAAGUCAGACAGACCUUUGAUAACUAUGAGUCCAAUUGCUUUGAAGUGCUGCUCUAUAAGAAGAACAGGACCCCAGUGUGGCUGUACAUGCAGGUGGCCCCAAUCAGGAAUGAGAACGAUAAAGUGGUUCUGUUCCUCUGUACCUUCAAGGAUAUAACCGUCUUCAAACAACCCAUCGAAGACGAGACCACGAAAGGAUGGACCAAGUUUGCAAGGCUGACCAGGGCGCUGACCAACAGCCGUGGCACACUGCAGCAACUGGCGCCUAUGAACAAGACUGAAGUCAGCCACAAGCAUUCACGACUGGCUGAGGCUCUCCAGCUCGGUUCAGACAUCCUCCCACAGUACAAGCAAGAGGCUCCUAAAACCCCUCCUCACAUCAUCUUACACUACUGCACCUUUAAGACCACCUGGGACUGGAUCAUCCUUAUACUCACAUUCUACACUGCCAUUAUGGUGCCCUACAAUGUCUCCUUCAAGACCAAGCAGAACAACUUGGCCUGGCUGGUGGUGGACAGUGUGGUGGAUGUCAUCUUCCUGGUGGAUAUUGUCCUGAACUUUCACACCACGUUCGUGGGCCCUGGAGGAGAGGUCAUAUCAGACCCCAAAUUGAUACGUAUGAACUAUCUGAAGACAUGGUUCGUUAUAGACCUGCUCUCAUGCCUGCCCUAUGACAUCAUCAAUGCCUUUGAGAACGUGGAUGAGGGUCUCAGCAGCCUUUUCAGCUCACUGAAGGUGGUGCGUCUGCUGCGUUUGGGGCGUGUGGCUCGAAAGCUGGACCACUAUUUGGAGUACGGAGCUGCUGUCCUGGUCCUUCUUGUCUGUGUCUUUGGCUUGGUAGCUCAUUGGCUAGCCUGUAUCUGGUACAGCAUUGGUGAUUAUGAAGUCAUCGACGAAGUCACCAACACCAUCAAGACUGAUAGCUGGCUUUAUCAGUUAGCCAUCAGCAUUGGCACACCCUACCGGUAUAAUGCCAGCGGAUCAGGCCAGUGGGAGGGAGGCCCCAGUAAGGACACUCUCUACAUAUCUUCACUCUACUUCACCAUGACCAGCCUAACUACCAUAGGCUUUGGUAACAUCGCUCCAACCACGGAUGGGGAGAAGAUCUUCUCUGUGGCCAUGAUGAUGGUGGGCUCUCUCCUGUACGCCACCAUCUUUGGAAACGUGACUACCAUCUUCCAGCAGAUGUACACCAACACCAAUCGCUACCACGAGAUGCUGAACAAUGUGCGUGACUUUCUGAAGCUCUAUCAGGUGCCCAAAGGCCUGAGCGAAAGAGUCAUGGACUACAUUGUCUCCACGUGGGCCAUGUCCAAAGGCAUAGACACAGAGAAGGUGCUGUCCAUCUGUCCCAAAGACAUGCGGGCAGACAUCUGCGUGCACCUGAACCGGCAGGUGUUUAACGAGCACCCGGCCUUCCGGCUGGCCAGCGACGGCUGCUUGCGUUCUCUAGCGGUGGAGUUCCAGACCACGCACUGCGCCCCUGGGGACCUCAUCUUCCAUGCCGGAGAAAGCGUAGACACACUCUGCUUUGUGGUGUCUGGAUCACUGGAGGUCAUUCAGGAUGACGAGGUCAUCGCCAUUUUAGGUAAGGGUGAUGUGUUUGGCGACCUGUUCUGGAAGGAGACUACGCUCGCUCAUGCAUGUGCUAAUGUGAGGGCAUUGACCUACUGCGAUCUUCAUGUGAUCAGGAGAGAGGCUCUGCUCAAGGUGCUGGAGUUCUACACAGCCUUCGCUAACUCCUUCUCGCGGAACCUCAUCCUCACCUGCAACCUCCGAAAGAGGAUCGUCUUUCGCAAAAUCGCUGAUGUGAAGAAGGAGGAGGAGGAAAGGAGACAUCAGAAGAACGAGGUGACGCUCUCCAUUCCUGUGGACCACCCAGUCCGCAAACUGUUCCAGAAGUUCAAGCAGCAGAAGGAGAUGAGGGCGCAAGGGUCCUUGCAGUCAGAUCUGGAGAGGAACCAGUUCCAAGUGGAGCACCAGCUCCUGCAAAAUGGGGCCCCUGGUUCAGGCGGAGGUGGUGGGAACGGUGGCCCCAGUGUUGUGACUGUCUCACAGAUAACUCCAGUCCAGAGCUCCCUGGCCUACAUUCAAAGAGAGGACUCUGGCCGGAGGGAUGGCCACGAGGCCUUGGAACUGAAACCCAGCUUGGGCAUAGGUGACCAGAACUGCUUAAAGGUCACCAGUCCAGUCCGCCCCAGGGCAGGCGGGGGUGGACGGGGCUGGAUGCGUCUCAGGAACACAGGGACUGGAGCUUCCCUCGCUCCUCCGUCUGAUCCAGAGCGGCAGCAGAGGGAGGAGGAGUGGGGAGAUGUUUCCCAGUCCCAGGAACUGCUCUCUGAGGAUGGCAAGAACCAGGAGGCUGAAGGGAGAGAUGAGAAGAGCGCCCUACACAAGACUGAUUCUUGUGACAGUGGCAUCACCAAAAGUGACCUGCGCAUUGACAGGGCAGGUGACUCUCGCAGCCCCAUGGAACGUAGUCCAAUGGAGCGAAGUCUUCCAUUCCAACCUGUUCCUGAGCAGGCCCUCCUGCAGAACAGCCUGCAGGAGGCCAAGAUGGAGCUGAAGGGGGACAUCCAGACGCUGAGCAGUCGUCUGUCUGUAUUAGAAGCUCAAGUGGGCGAGAUCUUGAGACUGCUUUCCGAGAAGAGACCCAGCCCACACCUGCAGACUUCAACCCCCAAAACCAAACUCAAAUGCCAGGACAUCUUCACCGUCUCGAGGCCUGUUACCCCAGAUGCAGAGAAAGAUGAUGGACCCUUUUGAAUCAAGAGAGUACAUUUAUUUAUAGGAUAUAAGUUGGUGGGUUUAUUUAUUUCAACUCUCCUUCUCACUUGACGAUGGAUGAGGAAACUGUUGAAGGAGGCAAGAAUAGUUUCUAUUGUAAAUAGAUGCAUGUCCAGCUGGAAUCUGGCCUGCCAAUGAAGUCUACUCUAAGAAUAGUGGUUGCUUGUAUAUUUAUGCAGUCGACUGCAUGCAAAAUGAUUUAAAGAGACACAGUUUUUUAUACUGGCCCCAGGCGCUGGACUAUCUCUUUACUGACUGAUAUUUCAGGGCAUUUAUCUUUAAGAGCAGAUGCACUGUGCCCUGCACACAGGUGCUCUGUAGCUGUAAUAAAGCUUGGUUUGGUACUUCGGUGGCACUGCUUGAACAAAGCAUCUCUGCAGACUGAAAUAGCUAAGGGUGGCUCUAGUCUCUCCACACCCUCUUUCCACCACAUAUCCUGAUCUCUUUAUUAUUUAAGUGUUUACAACACACUACAAAUCACAUGCAUGCAGACCAGAGAUGGAGAUUUCAAAGAAAUUCUAUUGUUUUUCCUCUAAUACAUGUGAGGAGCAACCUAUAUGUAGCUUCAACUCUUUUA